Megalops cyprinoides (Indo-Pacific tarpon) is the source of this 7199-nucleotide messenger RNA. RefSeq names its product IQ motif and Sec7 domain ArfGEF 2b (gene iqsec2b). The record is from RefSeq and is a predicted model, not a curated record. Gene Ontology annotation, biological process: actin cytoskeleton organization; regulation of ARF protein signal transduction. Gene Ontology annotation, molecular function: protein binding; guanyl-nucleotide exchange factor activity. Lineage: Eukaryota; Metazoa; Chordata; Actinopteri; Elopiformes; Megalopidae.
CAUUCUGUGUCUUCCGCAGGGAGCCUUACCGUGUUGACCGCAUGCAGUUGGUCAGAGCCGAAAUGACACGCCAGAGAAUUAGUUGCGUGGCAAUAUCCCGUCACACGACCAUUCAGUGUUUAACUAUUACAAUUUUUGUGGAAACUGCCCACCGACUCACAGAGGUAUGCUGAGCCUCCAUCAACACUUUCCAUCUGUCCUCUCCUCCCGUUCCAGGAGGAAGAGGGUUAACGACGAAACAGAAUCCAGAGAGAGGAACAGAGGAGCAUUUUGAGCAGUCUGCGGCGCAGCAGAAUUGCGGAGGGGAGGCAGGUGCGACAGGAGAUCGUCAUCCUUCUCUGGACGUCGCUUAUUCUUACUCCCAUCGCCACUCAACCAAUGCCCAAAUCGAACCGUGGACCGGGUUGACUGCGUUUUCUUUUCAAUAUUGUUUAGAUAAUUUGCACCGAGAAACAGCUGGAGGUAGAUAUCUCUUCCCACAGAUAGCUGUAAACAUGUAAAUGUAAUAAAUAACUUAACUAGACUGGAAACAAUAGAUUGUUUACAUGCGUCCAUAAAUUGAUAUAUACCAUUCCUGUGUGUUACGGCCCUGGAUAUAAUUGGUGGGGAAAGACGGAUCAAUUUCUCCAAGAACAAGUGCGAAGGCAGCUUUUCUGCAGGGAAUGGGACAGAGGGAAGAAUCAAUACCAUACAGUGUACGCACAAGAACUGAAAAGCCUACAUUUUUCAUAUUGUGAUUUAUCUACGUGAUUAAGUGUGACUUUCAGGGGUACUGGCCCUUCAUUUAUGGACACAUGAAAGGAAAAAAAUACUUUUCUGUUUUGACACGAGGGACAUGAGAGAAUUGCUAAGGUUUCAAUGAGGAACUGUGCAAUUGAAGACACGAGGAAAGGAGGGGAGAAGUGGGACCUUUCCAACUUUCCUGUCGACACAACUUAUGAUGUGUGAGUGACAGGGAAAGGCGCAUUUAAACUGUUAAAAGAGACCCUUAAGAGCUAUUGUGUUUGAAAACAGAGGAAGGCAUUGAGAAAAGCAAUGGAUGGCGUUCGAGAGGACCGCUAUUACAGUGUGUGAGAGGCAGAUGAGGCUGAGCGAAUGAAUCAGCUAAUUAAUGCCUUGCUGACGAACCGAGAGGAAUAGAGGAGGGGAGAGCGAGAGGCGUCGAGAAGAAAAAACACUGCGGAGUUAACAGCUGCAGCGUGGUGCAAAAAGAGCUGUGCGGUGUAUGUGCUGUUGGGAAAGUGGACGAUGAAAUGAAAUAGCCUUUCUCUUAAGACAGCCUGAAGGACGCAGCAAAUAGUUAUAUAUGGGGUGAAAGGGGGACGUGUUUCUGAAAUAAUGGAAGUGGGCGAGAGUGCGUGUAAGAGUGGGACAAGUUCCGUACGUUAAAACCCCUGUAACUAUGUACAGACUCAGCCUGAUUAUAACUAGGAAUUCUUUACGAGUCUUUUGUUUUCCUCCAACCCCUCCUCUUCCUUUUUUGGAACCCAUUUUCGCUGUGGAAUCGCUGUAAUGAGACUGCCUUUGGACAUUUUCUUCGUGUGGAGGGAUUCAUUUGUUAACACUUGAUAGGCAAACGUGGGAAAUUUUAGGUAAACUGGAAACACAGUCGCUGCUGAAAAUCAGUUUCACUAACACAAAACAUCCUUCAUCCUAUCCUUACCUCUUUAAUGUGAACACAGAGGUGUUAUGCCGUUGUUGAACACAUAGAUGUUAUUAAGUAAUUUGAUUUCUGUUUUUGUUCGUCACUCCCAAAUGUCCCUUUUUCCUGGUGACCACAAUAAAGCACGCGAAAGAUAAAUUUUAUGUCAGAGGUCAAACGAACAGGCGCGUUUUAGCUUCAGAUUGUAUUUUCCCGUUUAUAAGUCAGUACUCACUCAAAGAAGGAUACAGACAAUGUGGCAGGUGGUGGAAUGGAGGGUAAACAUUUAUGGACCUAGAUUUUUGGGAGCAGGAAAGGGAAGCUUGGAGGGGUAGUACCUUUCUCUCACUCCUUCUCGUCCUGCUUUAUGAGCGAAUGGCAGGAGGGAUGAUUUCUUCACUGACUGAACCACAAAAACAUUUAAGCUCCCCAGUCCUCUAUUCCUCAUGACCAGUUUCCUCCGAAUCGUUUCAUCCUCAUGCCUAUGAAGAUGGAGAACUGGUAAACACUGACAGUUAAGACUUUUAAGACUGCAUUCUCCUCCAGCUUCUGACCUGUCGCCUCCCUCUCUGGACCUUAGUUUCGUGGAUCUAGCAGAGGAGGCCUUCUCCUUAUCUUUGAAUGCUGGCCCAUUAAUUGAGUUGUGUGGAUUGUGACCCAAACAAUCACAUUGAUUCUGAGAACACCGCCUGCAAUAGCUGGAUAGCGGUCACACCGACUGAAAUCCCAAGGCAGGGUAAAGCAAGAAAAAUCACAGCUUCAGCCUCCUCCGGCCCUUAUCCCACAAUUCUUCUCCCCCCCACUUUUUAGUGGGGGGGGGAGGGAUCAAGAACUGUGGGCGGGGGUUCUGCAUUCUUACAGUUGUAGCUAUCAGUUAUCAGGCCCUUGACCAUGGAAGCUGGUCAGGGCAGCCCGGAGAGCCCGAACCGGGCUGUCGAGUACCUCCUGGAGCUCAACAACAUUAUCGAGAGCCAGCAGAAGCUCCUGGAGACCCAGAGACGGCGCAUCGAGGAGCUGGAGGUCCAGCUGGACCGCGUCAGCCAGGAGAACAAGGACCUGCGCUUAGACCGGCAUUCCCGCACCUCCGAGCCCGGUGGGCCCGCCCUCCAGAACCAGCCCAGCCCCUCUGUGUCCGUUCAGCCCGCCAAUUCCCACAACAGCACCACCAGCCCCACCCCUCCUCCCCCCCCUCCUGUCCCGGCCCGGGAGCGGCGCACCCACACCAGACUGACCCGCGGGCUCUCCUGCGGCUCCACCCCCACUGAGAGGGAGAGGCUGGACCGAUCCGAUGGCUCCAGCACCAGUCCAGCCACCACCCUUCAGAGACAGCCAGAUGGGAACUCCUGUAAUAAACCCAGCGUGGAGGGGGAGACCCAGAGUGUGGAGACAGGCAGUUUCUCAGACAGCCCGUGCAGCCAGGCCCCGUAUCUGCGUGGCUCAGACCGUUACGGAGACAGCAGCUUGCCCCCGGGUCCCCGGGGGCCUACUGUGGCCCCCCCUAGCCCUGCCAGCCUGGCCUGGGCCCAGCGGACGCGCCACCAGCCCGCCAGCCUGGCACUCCGCAAGCAGGAAGAGGAGGACAACAAGAGGUGCAAGGCCCUGUCCGACAGCUAUGAGCUCUCCACCGACCUACAGGACAAGAAGGUGGAGAUGCUGGAGAGGAAGUAUGGGGGCUACUUCCUGAGCCGCCGGGCAGCGCGCACCAUCCAGACGGCCUUUCGGCAGUACCGCAUGAACAAGAACUUCGAGCGCCUGCGCAGCUCGGCGUCCGAGAGCCGCAUGUCGCGGCGCAUCAUCCUGUCCAACAUGCGCAUGCAGUACUCCUUCGACGACCGGCAGCCGCAGGCGCAGCAGCACUUUGGGCCGGGCUCGGUCGCGGGCAUGGGGACGCCUCAGCCGGGGCUCCCGCACUCGCCCUCCCACAACCCCGAGCCCCUGCAGGGCGACCGCGCCGGCGACUACACCCACCUGGAGGACUCCUUCUCCAAACAAGUGAAGUCCCUGGCGGAUUCCAUUGAUGACGCCCUGACGUGCCGGCCAGGGCGGGACGACUCUCAGGAAGGCAGCGGGGAAGGCGGCGGGAUAGGAGGGGCGGGGGAUGGCGACGACUUCGGCGAGUGCGUCUGGAGCAACAGCAGCAACCCGUCGUCCCGCCGCGGGCUGGUCGACCGGGAGAGGGGAGGGGGAGGGGGCCUGAGCAUGCACGAGGACAGCACGGCCACCUCCUACAGCGACGUCACCCUCUACAUGGACGACGGGCUCCCCUCGUCCCCCCUCUCCCUGGACCGCGCCCCCAGCAGCACUGACACGGAGUACUGGGGCAUGGGGGGCGGGGUCGGCGGGCGGGAAGACAGCCGGGACACGGAGGGGGGCGGGAGCAACAACAGCCGCCGCAGCACGCCCUGCACCGAGUGCCGGGACUACAGGCUGCGCGGGGCCCACCUGCCCCUGCUCACCAUCGAGCCGCCCAGCGACAGCUCGGUGGACAUGAGCGACCGCUCCGACCGCGGCUCGCUCAGCAGGCAGCUCAUCUACGAGCAGGAGCCCGGCGGGGGCGGGGGGUCGCCCCAGGGCACCCUCAAACACAACCCCAACGCCCGCGUCUCCUCCACGGCCCAGGGCCAGACCCGCACGCCCUGCCGGCCCCUCCCCUCCCCGAUACCUGCCCACCUCCCCCACCACGCCGCCCACCACCACCACCACCACCACCACCCGCACCACCACCACCAGUACCCGGACACGCCCUCCUCGUCCUCGUCCCCCCAGCAGCAGCCGCCCACCACGCCGCUCUCGUCCUCGUCCUCCGCCCCCCUGCCCCCCGGCAGCCUGGAGCAGCCCUGCUGCUCCGACGGCGACAACGACUCGCUCAACUCCACCACCAACUCCAACGAGACCAUCAACUGCAGCUCGGGCUCGUCGUCGCGCGACAGCCUCCGCGAGCCGCUGCCCCCGCUGGGCAAGCAGACCUACCAGCGCGAGAGCCGCCACAGCUGGGACUCGCCCGCGUUCAACAACGACGUGGUGCAGAGGAGGCAGUACCGCAUCGGCCUCAACCUCUUCAACAAGAAGCCAGAGAAGGGGAUCCAGUACCUGAUCGAGCGGGGCUUUGUGUCGGACACCCCGGUGGGCAUUGCCCGCUUUAUCCUGGAGAGGAAGGGCUUGAGCCGGCAGAUGAUCGGGGAGUUCCUGGGCAACCGGCAGAAGCAGUUCAACAAGGACGUGCUGGACUGUGUGGUGGAUGAGAUGGACUUCUCAGGGAUGGACCUGGACGACGCUCUGAGGAAAUUCCAGGCCCAGAUCAGAGUGCAAGGGGAGGCCCAAAAGGUGGAGAGACUCAUCGAGGCGUUCAGCCAGAGGUACUGCGUGUGCAACCCCGCGCUGGUGCGCCAGUUCCAGAACCCGGACACCAUCUUCAUACUGGCGUUCGCCAUCAUCCUCCUCAACACGGACAUGUACAGCCCCAACGUGAAGCCCGAAAGGAAGAUGAAGCUCGAGGACUUCAUCAAGAACCUGCGAGGAGUGGACAACGGGCAGGACAUUCCCCGGGACCUGCUGGUGGGGAUCUACCAGCGCAUCCAGAAGUGGGAGCUGAGGACCAACGACGACCACGUGUCGCAGGUGCAGGCUGUGGAGAGGGUCAUCGUAGGCAAGAAGCCGGUCCUGUCCCUGCCCCACCGCCGGCUGGUGUGCUGCUGCCAGCUGUACGAGGUGCCCGACCCCAACCGGCCCCAGCGGAGCGGCGUGCACCAGAGGGAGGUCUUCCUGUUCAACGACCUGCUGGUGGUGACGAAGAUCUUCCAGAAGAAGAAGACCUCAGUGACCUACAGCUUCAGGCAGUCUUUCCCUUUGGUCGAGAUGCAGGUUCACAUGUUCCAGAACUCCUACUACCCGCACGGCAUCCGCCUGACGUCGGCCAUCCCGGGAGGCGAGAGGAAGGUGCUGAUCGUCUUCACCGCCCCCAGCCAGCAGGACCGCACCCGCUUCACCAGCGACCUGCGGGAGAGCAUCGCCGAGGUGCAGGAGAUGGAGAAGUACAGAGUGGAGUCCGAGCUUGAGAAGCAGAAGGGAGUGAUGCGGCCCAGCCUCCUGAGCGGAGGAGUGGUGGGCGGCGGCGGCGGAGGCGGAGGCGUGAAGAACGAGGUGGUGAACGGGACUCUGGGAAGGCCCAGCCUGGACGACAGCUACUCGGGCGGGGAGGGCCUCAAGCGCACGGCGCUCAGCUCAUCACUAAGGGACCUUUCUGAGACAGGGAAACGAGGUCGCAGAAACAGCGUGGGGUCCCUGGACAGUACCAUUGAAGGAUCCAUCAUUAGCAGCCCGAGGCCCCACCAGCGGCUCCCGAUGGCCGGGGUGGUGCCCGGCUGCUACGGCUUAGAAGAUUACCGGCCUCACCGCCCCAUCCUGAGCCCCGGAGUGGGGGUGGGGGGUGGGCCGGGGCAACAACACAGCGCUGCUGGGACAGUCGGAGUGGGCGGGGGUGGGGGAGUCUCCAGCAGCGGCGAGAGGGGUGGGAUGGGGAGCGGGAGCGGGAGUGGGGGGAGCGGCAGUGGCUCCUUCCUGGGCUCUCUCUUCGGCAGCAAACGCUCCAAGCCCCCGGGACCUAUUAUCCCCCCGGGGCCACACUACCCCGCCCCUGUGCCCCCACCCACCACGGGAGGCCCGCCCCCACACUCCCCUUCCUCUCUGUGCCAGUCAGAAGGAGGGGGACCGUCCAAGAUCCAGGCCCUGCACGCCCAGUACUGCCACACCAGUGGCGGGCAGCCGCCGCCUCCGUACCACCACCACCAUCGCUACCACGUGCAGACCGUGCCCCCCCCCAGCCAGCCGUCUUCCGCGCCGGCCCCCACCCACCACACCCUGCAGCGCGGCUCGCUGCCCAAGCGGCCGCCUCCCGCUCCCUCCCACGCCCAGCUGCAGCAGAUGUCCCAGCUGCAGCAGCUUUCCCAGCAUGGUAUGCAGGGUCGCUAUGCCAACAUGGGUAUGGGCUGCCCGCCUCCCCCCCUUUCUCCUCUCUCCCCGCACUCUCCGCUCCCGCAGUACACGCUGUACCACGCGCAGCCCACACACUCCGCCAAGGUGAGCGUCGGCGGUGGCAAGCUGCCGCUGACGCUGGCGCACUCCCACCCUCACGCACACUCCCACCCUCACUCGCACACGCACCCCGGCCACGCCCACAGCCCGCACCCUUCCUCCGCCCAUCAGCCUCACUUCGUCUUCGCCGCGACGCCCCAGCCUCCCUCCGCUUCCGUCACUGCCCGCCACCUGCCCCAGGGCGCCCAGUAUCUGCCCCAGUACCCUCCUCUGUCCUCUAUCCCCCCUCCCCCCCCCCACUCCCCUUUACCCCCCCCUUCCUCCCCCCUUACCCCUCUUACGCCUCUCUCCCCACACCCCCCCCAGCACCCAGGUCAGCCGCAGCAGGCGGGGCAGCAGGGGGGACAGGGGGGCGGACCCGGGAGCACCGGCACGGCGGGCAGCUCCAAGUCCAAGCCUAUCAACCGAAUCAGUACUGUGGUCUGAGAGGAAUGUGGGGGUGGGGCCGCCGGGGCCGGGGGGCGGC